GCUUCAGGCUGCGUCACUUGGAAGACAAGUCAAGAGAAGGUUCAAAAUGAACAGAAUACGAAUACACGUCCUGCCCUCAAGUCGUAACCGGGUGGCUCAGACCUCUCGACCUCAGGAGCCGCAGUCCUGCUCCUUCACCCUGCGGCCAUGUUCUCAGCCCCGUCUGGAAGGCCUGGACUUCUGCAUCAAACACAUUCUGGAGGACAAAAAUGCUCCGUACAAGCUGUGUAGCUAUGUUUCUGUCAAGAACGGCAAGCGCUGCCCCAAUGCUGCUCCAAAGGCAGAGAGAAAAGAUGGAGUGACUUUCUGCGCAGAGCAUACUCGCAAGAAUGCUGUGGCUUUACAAGCUCAGAUGAGGAAGGCUUCUUCCAGUCCGUCUCCAGAGGCUUUGUUAUCUCAGCUAAGCUGCCACAACCGUGCAGAGACUCAUGGACUAGAUGGAGGACGCUCUGAAACUAGCCGCAUUAUAGCAGAUGAAGAAAGUCUUAGUGAGGAGGAGCAGGGACCUUUGUUCCUGGACCAGACCUGGAGAGGAGAUCCUGACAGCGAGGCCGACAGUGUUGACAGUGACCAUGAUGAUCCAGUGAACUUCAUUCAAGAACACUAACUGAAAAAUGCAUGGCGUUUGUGGAGGGAGCCAGGUGUACCAAUCCCUGCCUGCCCAUGGCCCGGCACUGUAUCUCACACAUUUACCAGGACAACAACCAGGUGUUGUUUAAAAUUUGUCCCGGGCUUAAAGAUGUUCCGUGUGAUCGAAUCGUCCACAUGGGUCAGUCCGAUGAUCCUCGCUGCCCCCUCCACCUCACUCUGCCUCCGCUCAUGUACCAGCCAGAGCAGGAAGCCCCCCCUCAGGACCAGUUCACACCUGCAAGCAAAGAYAUGUACCUGAGUGCAGCAGAGCUGCAGCCCACAGAGAGCCUCCCCCUGGAGUUCAGUGAUGACCUGGAUGUAGAAGGGGACGGCAUGCAGGGUCCUCCGUCUCCGCUGCAGUUUGACACGGCCCUGGCCCUGGAAGACCAGACCAUCAGGGCCAUCGCUGAAGCACCGAUGGACAUCCUGACAGCAGAAGACUCAGACCAGGUGGACCUGGACACCUCAGGACAGGAGCUGUCAGAAAGAGACGUGGACGCCAUCAUCAACGACCAGGUGGUGUCAGACGUAGUUGGAGGUGAGGAGGACGCCACGGACAGUUCAGUCCCAAAUCCUGACCCAGCUGCAGCUCAGUGAGCUCCUGAACCAGCUCAGCUCUGAUGUUCCAGUUCAACCUUCAGAUUUCUCAUCAGUUGGUUCAUCUGACAGGACGAUACUCAGUGGUAGCUGAGCUGAAACCUCCAGAACUGGACCAGGACCAACAUGUUUUACGUUCAGCACAGUGUGUCUUCUCUUCCAGAUCAGAGGUUACAUAAUUUACCUUCACGUCUGCAGCUUUUACAGGCUGAAUGUUUAGAAAAACAGAAUAAAUGUUGUUUCAGCUCUGAACCGUC
This is a messenger RNA of Austrofundulus limnaeus, 1484 nucleotides long. RefSeq names its product KAT8 regulatory NSL complex subunit 2 (gene kansl2). The record is from RefSeq and is a predicted model, not a curated record. Gene Ontology annotation, cellular component: NSL complex. Lineage: Eukaryota; Metazoa; Chordata; Actinopteri; Cyprinodontiformes; Rivulidae.